Procambarus clarkii (red swamp crayfish) is the source of this 886-nucleotide messenger RNA. RefSeq names its product involucrin-like. Lineage: Eukaryota; Metazoa; Arthropoda; Malacostraca; Decapoda; Cambaridae. The record is from RefSeq and is a predicted model, not a curated record.
AUGAGACAGAGACCAGGAACUAGCGGAGUUCUCAGACAUUUCAGGAGACUCGUCCAGACUGCUGGCAUCAACAGCGAUUUCCUACAAUCAAGGGACCUCGCGGAAGACCAUGAGAAACCACGAGGAAGACCACGGAAGACUGACGACCAGCUGAGGGAAUACCAACUACAGAACGACCAGCUGCCGGAAUACCAACUGCAGGACGACCAGCUGCCGGAAUACCAACUGCAGGACGACCAGCUGCCAGAAUACCAACUGCAGGACGACCAGCUGCCGGAAUACCAACUACAGGACGACCAGCUGCCGGAAUACCAACUACAGGACGACCAGCUGCCGGAAUACCAACUACAGGACGACCAGCUGCCGGAAUACCAACUACAGGACGACCAGCUGCCGGAAUACCAACUACAGGACGACCAGCUGCCGGAAUACCAACUACAGGACGACCAGCUGCCGGAAUACCAACUACAGGACGACCAGCUGCCGGAAUACCAACUACAGGACGACCAGCUGCCGGAAUACCAGCUACAGGACGACCAGCUGCCGGAAUACCAACUACAGGACGACCAGCUGCCGGAAUACCAACUACAGGACGACCAGCUGCCGGAAUACCAACUACAGGACGACCAGCUGCCGGAAUACCAACUACAGGACGACCAGCUGCCGGAAUACCAACUACAGGACGACCAGCUGCCGGAAUACCAGCUACAGGACGACCAGCUGCCGGAAUACCAGCUACAGGACGACCAGCUGCCGGAAUACCAGCUACAGGACGACCAGCUGCCGGAAUACCAGCUACAGGACGACCAGCUGCCUCCCGCCUCCGCGAGGCCCCACCGCCUUGAGAGGCAGCUUCUCCAGCCACGGAUGAAAGCAGGAAAUUAUG